AUGAACAGUGGGCAGGUCCGGAUCAAAUACGCACUCGAACAAGCAGUCAUCCAGUCAACCAAGCCCGGAGAGUACUUUUUGAGCCCCCUCCCCACUCCCGCAAACAGCCCCUGCCCAUAUGAUGAUGUCGACUCUGGGCUCACCUGUACCAGCGUCUAUCCUGACCGCCCGGGGAUCGACGUCGACUCCCGCCUCCGGGGCCUCUUCAGGGAGACAGUCAAGCCAGGAUUGGCACAGCUGCCACCAACGUCGACAGCAGAGCCCCGGCGUCGCAUGCCAGUCCGAGGCAUGAUCCCACCCAUCCACCGCUUCCGCCAAUCUCAGAGAGGUGACACUGUGGGCAUCGAGAGUAAGCACAUGGAGUUGGCCAUCAUCGGAGGGCUGGCCACCUUGGGACUCCUCAACUUUGAACGGAAGCAGCGCACCCUCGAGGAACCUGUCCCCGAAGAGUACAGGCUGCCGGAGGACGCGAGGUAUAUAUACGACCCACGGCACGCACACGGCAUGAAUUCGAUGGAGAACCCCAGGGUCUCCAUGUACCUGCAACCAAAUGCCUUUUGUCAACCAAACGUAUCGAAUUUUGACAGCAUCCAAGGUGUUGAGAGGGCAUGUGUGGACGCAAUGAGCGCCCAUGCAGUGCCGCUCCGUGAGGAACGGCGUGCCGCAGGGGUAGACGUUGUGAGAGGGCCGGUUAAGAUGGUCCGUUUUGGUGACGGCGCCCCCACGGCUCCCUUCUUCCGGAGCAGCAAGUCGCAGUUCCACAGCGAUGCAAACAGCAGGAGUCGGAUUGAAAGCUUCACCGGAUCGGACCCUCUCGGCCACAGGGACGCGCAUGAGCCGCCCGGCGCCCUCUUUAAGCCCACCCCGAACGUCAACACGGGGGCAAACAUGGUAGACGCAAGAGAUGCACAGCUCGAGCACAUUACGGUGAGCGCAUUCAGGAACAACGAAGCCCCCUUACAGAGUCAAAUUGUUGGCCCCGGCAUCGGCCUUCCACCCGACGCACCUCCUUCCGGCGGGUUCCACCCCUUCCUCCGCAUAAUGCCCGACAACGUGGGGCAGUAUCGGAACAACUUGCCAGGGGGGCUGAUUGUUGGGGGGCAACCAAUCACCGAAGGCCCAACGCGGUACGAUGCAGUGCCAUCGCACAAGGCUCCAAAGACGUCGAUGGAUGUGGGGAGGAAGAGGCCCGGUGUUGCAACUUCCGCCCCUUAUGUCGGCAAGAUGCUGCGCCCUGACGUUCUCUCCACGAUGCAGGAGCAGAGCAGGUCUGUCCCAAUCACAAACUUACCAGGGCCGCCGGGCAGGUCGGACGCGAGCGCCACCAUACAGAGGUUUGACACAUGGCAGAGGGACGGGCGCCCCAGGAACGUGGAUCCAAACGCGUUCUUUGCCUCUUCUGCAGGUGUCAACUAUGCAGGUGUGGUCGGCCCUGGGGGUUAUGCCGAUGGCACAAACACGCACCGGGCAGGCAAGAGGGAGGUCCUGCUGGGCGAUCAUGGCUUUGCAAACAUGGCAUCAGCGGUGGGUGAGGAGCACAUUGGGUCGAUUGGAGAGAUGGUUCGACCGAGGACCCUUCGUCAAGUCUCUGACAGUUACACCAAGAACGCACUGAGCAUCAAUGCUAGCCGUCACACCACUGCUGCAGCAAAGGGGGAAGUCCGUGAUGGUGCCGUGCUCAGGAGCACGCUGCGCUCAAAGGCAGUAGGCGAGGGGUAUGCGGGCAAUCCUGUGGGGGCCCACACGAGGCAGGUCAAGAGGGACUGGAUGGGAGAAGACGGCAGGAAGGUGCGCCAGACGGAACGGGCCACGCUGGGAGACACCAGCUACGCGGGAAACAAGCUGGGGCCUAACCCACGGGGCCCAAACUUUGGCAGAGUUGAGCUGCCACCACCAAGAGCAGACCGCUCUCAAGGCCCCGGGCCCCAAGCACGGCUGACUGGCAUGAUGAGCGCCGCAACAAUCGGAGGAGACACGAGGCACAAGCCACCAGGGCUCGUCACGCGAGAGGGGCUCCCUACCGAUCAGAGAGUCGCAUACUCUCGAGAGUUGGGGGAGCUCACCUCUUACAAGCAGCCAGCUGAGACGCCCCACUCGAGGUUUUCGGACCUGGAAAUGGCAAAGAGACAGCUAGCAAACAACCCGUACGCCCUCAGCAUCACAGACGUGUACAGUGGCCGCAAGCCAACCAAUGGAUAA
Messenger RNA from Klebsormidium nitens, 2199 nucleotides. Lineage: Eukaryota; Viridiplantae; Streptophyta; Klebsormidiophyceae; Klebsormidiales; Klebsormidiaceae. The record is from the annotation of a GenBank genome assembly.